Messenger RNA from Stylophora pistillata, 3577 nucleotides. RefSeq names its product EF-hand calcium-binding domain-containing protein 7. Gene Ontology annotation, cellular component: ciliary membrane; plasma membrane protein complex. Gene Ontology annotation, molecular function: calcium ion binding. Lineage: Eukaryota; Metazoa; Cnidaria; Anthozoa; Scleractinia; Pocilloporidae. Gene Ontology annotation, biological process: positive regulation of protein localization to ciliary membrane. The record is from RefSeq and is a predicted model, not a curated record.
CAUGUGUGAUUUAGGGAUGAUAUUGUAAGGCGAAAUUAGAUGCCAGUUAUUCUCCAAGGGUUAAGAAUAAGCAUAUUAAUUAUUGCUUCCAAUUUACCUCAUAGUUUUCUACUUAUGUCACUCAGCAAUUUCAACCUCAAAUGUUAGCCUGCUUGUGGACUUUUCCCAUUCAUAGUCAGGGAUUUAUAAUUCAAACCCAUUUAAAUUAUGUACACAAUGAAUUAACCAUGGGCUUUUUGGAAUGAGAAAUCUUAUCAUUUUUUCCUCAUGGUAUGAUGUAAGUCAUGCUCUGAGGUCUAGGGUUUGGGGGCAAAAUUCAAUUAAAAAUCACUCACUCACUUUGUUAGACAUUAAUUUAUGCAUUAAACCUGGAUUAAACACUUUUCCUCCCCUUCCCUGACAAGUUUCCCUGUUCAAAGUCAUGGUGUACGUAUAUUUGGGGGGUGGUACAAAGGUGAGAAUAUGCCGAACUACAUUGGACAGAUUCAAAUGGCGUCCCAUCCCUUGAAGUGUGCAUGGUUUUUUUUAUUCCAAACUUGAUCAAAACACCUUUGUGGAGCCAAAAAUGGAAAGGAAAUAAAUUAUGCUACAGAAUACUUGACUGCAGAGAAAUGGGUGACUGAGUCCUAAAAGUGACGAUAACAUGAACGAUUCGUGCGUGAAGACCCAAACACUGCGAAUAUGAAGUGAACUUAAGCUUACUGCAAAUUGCAACCUGCCUAUCAGCCUUAACCCUUUCCGACUCCCAUGAGUGACCAAGACAGAAUUUCUUCUUACAACUUCAAUACCACAUCGACCAGACAGCACUUCAAUUUGGUGGAAGGAAUCCUUCUCGGAAGUUUGCUGAAAAAUAUUGGAAGCACGAUACUGAUAGUAUAUCUUACAAUGAUUUCUGUGACAUUAUGAGGAAGGAAAAGCCUCUCGACAAGGAAGCUAUGUUAAAAGCAUUCAAAUGUAUAGAUACCAAUGGUGAUGGAUUCAUAACACAUGAUGAAUUGUUCAGACUGUUGACAAAGCAAGGAGAACGCAUGACCAAAUCUGAGGUGCAGGCAAUUCUAGAUGAUGCUGAUGUAAACAACGAUGGAAAACUGGAUUAUAAUGAGUUUGCGGCACUACUUGUUACUACAGCAGAGGACUGGAAACAGAAAAGCCUUAAGAAACUAGCAAGAGCUGAUGAUGAUGAUGUUACUUCUCCUUCUUUAUCAAAUUCUGGUACAAAUAGAAGACAGUCCAUAAGUAGAAAAAUCCUUCAGGAGCCUGGAAACUUGAUGGAUUGGAAUAAGGGAAGCAGCAAGGGCAGUUUCUUUAUCGACAAAAAGGGAAUGAUUUCUAGUCAUCAUUAUAAACUGCACCUCACAAAGGACUCUGAAGUCUUUCUUACCAUCCGAUCGACUAAAAACAAGAAAGCAGAUCAACUGAGAGCAAUAGACAUGGCAGUGUUCUGUAUAGACAAGAAUUCAGAAGUGGUUGCAUUUACAGAGUCCAAACUUGGGCCAAAAUAUUGUUUUCGCUGUGAGCUGGAAAAAGGGACAUACAGUUUAAUAACAUUCACAACUGGUUGUUGGCUCUCGGUUAGAGAAGCAGAACCUGCCAAACUAGUGAACCUCACCACAGGCCAUGGAGAAAACCUCAAACUAAGCAAGAUCUUUAAGGAAGCCCUGUCUGAAAUCUUUGAUGGUUGUGAUCUCAAUGGGAAUGGAUAUUUAAGUCGUGAAGAAUUUGACUUGUUUCAGUUUAAAUCUGGUGGAGACCUUUGUGAUGAUGAUGCAUGGGAAAUUAUGAAAGGUAAUUUUGAAAUGAAGGAUGAUGAAAUAACUCUGAAAGGAUUCCUGGACCUGAACAUGAUGGAAGCACAAGAUGCAGAUGGUGAUCCUAAUGACCUAUGGCUGACUCUUGAGAAUAUGGGCUAUAACAAAGCCCUUGAGUUGGAUCAGGCAAGUCCAUUUUUGCUUGAGGUGUUUUGUAACAGGUGUAGGCCAACAAUAGAAGUGAAUUCAGUUGUGGAAAACAAGAAUGAAGCUGUACGUAAAGCUGUGGUAUCAUCAGUGUUAAACAAUGUAACCAAAAAGGAAAAUAUAAAGGGGAUGAGGGACCUAGUUUUGUUCAAAUAUGAAAGUGCCAUCAGAGUGACCAUGGCAUUACAGAACAUGUCCCACAGUGAUGUGGUUGUCAGAGUGGACUGUAGCUCCAGUAAGAAUUGUUUAAGCCACAGAGGCAAUCUAGAUUAUACAAUCCAAGUCGAUGCUAACAGCACUGAGGUUGUUCAUCAUUUUGUACCCCAGGAUGUGCGCAGGGAAAUGUUUGUCAAAUAUUCUUUGAGGAUAGAAUAGUGAUCUUCUUUGCUCUGAGAACAGAAAUACAAAAGGCCAUGAAAAUAACAAAUUCCACCUUCCUGAAGUUUCAUUUUUUCAGAACAUUGACUGAAGGCUCAAAAGUACAUAACAUGUUCAAGGGUGGGACAACCCUUACAGAUGUACUUUUUGCACCAAUACCUGUUGACCGCAUUUAAUUUUUCGAGGAGAUCCGUUUUAAUUUCAAAUCCAACUGAGAUGAGCAUAUGGAAAUUUUUAUUUCUAAAUUAAGCCUCACCAAAACCAAGGUAAUAAAGCAAAUGGAAACAAACAGUGGGUUAGAGAAGCCACUAUUGUAAUCUUCAGGAGGAGUGGCAAUAUUUUCAGAAAUUAGGGUAAGUGAAAAAAAAAAAACAAUUCUUAUACUCCUGCUGGGAGAGAAAAGCGUCUACGGCAUGAAAACGAAAGGUGUGGAUAUGCAAAUGUGAUACUUCAUGAAGUCUUACACAACAUACCUUUACUGCUGAUCAUUAACGUGAACUCACGGGAGACUCACAAGAGGCGAGCGAAAGCUGUUUAUGUUGCGUAUUCAAAAUUAUGAGCAAAAUUUCAGCUUUUCAAGACUGAACGGUGUUCUUUUCAGCAAGAGAACGUUCAACCUCGAUAUUUAGUGGCCUGUCAUCGCCAGCUUUAUGUAAAAGCCAUGUGAAAUGAUAGAUUGCGGCGGAACUUUGGACCUUGCAGGUGAGGUGAUCAAGACAAUUCCAAGGAUAAUUUCCCUGAAACGUUCUAAAAGAUUGCAUGUUGACUUCGCUGUGGUGAUUUGCUUGAUUUAAGGACCUAUGAUCACUUUAAAGAGAGGAAAAUUCGUUUGUAGCUUGUAACCGACUACCUUUCGUUUAGUCAAAGAAUAAACACGUACGUAUUUAUGCUUGAAUAUGAAACGAAAACAUACUUAACAAUUCUAAGAUUUCUUUGUCAACAACUGUGCAUUUGGAGUUACUACAAAAGAGUACAACGAUUUUGCAAUUAUGUUGUGAUUGGUUUUUUAGAAGAAGGAGUUUGCAGUUUUUAGUUUAAUAGUGAAUUUGGGACAAACCCGUUUUAGAUCGAAUAUACACUGAUUAAAAAAAUGAAAUUGUCGACAGGAAAACACUGAUGUUGAGAAAUAAUGGUGUGAACCUCAUUUUAAUUAUGACGACACAAGGGAAGAUCUUAUCACAUUGCAGUGCAAAUUUUAGCAUUUCUUCUUUGUCAUGAUACAAUUAAAAUAUGUUUCAACUGGA